AUGUCUGACGUCAUCGAGAGAAUCGUUCCAUGUAUCUGGAUAACACCAAUCGACUGCUUCUGGGAAGGUGCCAAAGCACUAGGACCUCAUCCACCAAUUGAAACAAAGAAUAUAAUCGAAGUGUAUUCCAGAGAUCUAGCACUUCUGGCGUGGUUGAAAUCAAUCCCAAAUCGAAAAUAUAUUCAGUGGACUGAUUUCGAUCCUAUGGCCGUUAUUGAUGAGAUUCACGAUAUGUUGAAUCUUGGUUCACAUCAUACAUUUUUCGAGCGAGCCGGUGUUGGGCAUGGUUACCUAGACAGACCGUGUAUGAAUCCACUGGAUCCAGAAUGCCCAAAGAUGUCACCGAAUUACUACGACGUCUGCCCGCUGAUUGAUCGCUUCCGUAGCUAUGCAGAAAAGAAUAACAUCACAUUGGAGGCAGACGACUUUUCUCAUGACGUCUAUGAAUUCGAUCUUUUUUCAUUAUUCAAUAUGGGCAGUAGACGGCGAAAGAAGCGGGACACAGAGGCGAUGGAUGCCCUCCGAGUGAAUGAUACUGAGGAUGCGUCAUUACAACCGAGCAAACCUCUAUCGGGCGCUGAUGAUUCAGUGGCUGAAGCUGCUGCGCAAGAGGAAUUACAACGAAGGGAAAAAGCUAAGAAAGCGGCUGCUGAAGAAUGUAAAGCUUAUCGUGGGCCCAUGAUGCGAUGGAUGUUUGACAAUCCAGACAAAUGGUCGGAAUUUCUAACCAUGUCGGAAUAUCCUCGUUUCCCCGAUUACGCUCAAGUGAUGUCGGGUGGAUGUCCUGGAUUCGCAGCAGGUGUUCUGCAUUGGCCCGAAGAUAUGAUCCUCGGCGGAGUAAAACGAUCCGCGAAGGGAGCGACUAUGGAGUCGGCUGAUGCCUUACAAAGCGUGUUCUUGGUAGCCAGUCCAAACGACGUCUACCUCAGGUUCAAGCAAAAAGGAAAUCGUUUACCAGCAAAACUUGAGUUGGAUCAGUCUAAAUGGAAUGAAAAAAUGGCCGAAGAAGUGAUCCAGCAGUGGCAGCGCAACUUCACCCGAAUGCUCUACAAACAUCGCGCCAACUUUGAUGAAGAGGGUUUCGAGCGCCGUACAAUACAUCCGUUGGCGUCAACGUCUAUUGCAGACAUGUUGGAAGAGUUCUGCCAGUUCAAUUACAAGAUCAUUUUCGUUGGAUAUGGCCUAAUGGUGAGUUUCUCACAAUCUCAUGUCGAGAGCAAAUGCGAAAAUUGA
Molecule: messenger RNA, 1233 nt
Organism: Cooperia oncophora
Lineage: Eukaryota; Metazoa; Nematoda; Chromadorea; Rhabditida; Trichostrongylidae
Source: the annotation of a GenBank genome assembly